AUGCUUAACUUACCGGAAAUCGCGCUCGAUCAAUACGGCCUUUCUUCCCAACAUGCCUUUCUUCCCGAUAUUCCUCCUCUUCAAAAGUUACAAGACCCAUAUUACUCCUCAUGGGAAGAAAUAGUCAAUGACCUACCAACUCGUAUCGAGGCCGGAACUAUACGACAGGCAGUGGACAGCCUUCCCGUACUCUCAACUUCUAGGUUGCAAGAGGAUGCAGAUUGGCGGCGUGCCUAUGUUGUGCUUGCCUUCAUCACCCAUGCCUAUAUCUGGGGAGGUGGGCGGCCGAAGGAUGUUCUGCCACCCGCAGUGUCUCGCCCAUUUCUCGAGGUAUCGGAAUAUCUAGAACUGCCACCAUGCGCAACUUAUGCUGCUCUGAACCUCUGGAAUUUCAAAAUGACUUCUCCUGAUCUCGAUAUCACCGAUCCUGACAAUCUAUCAGUCAUCAACUCUUUCACUAGAACAAAGGACGAAGAAUGGUUCUUCGUGAUCUCGGUAGCAAUCGAGGCUAAAGGAGCAGAACUAAUUCCCCUGAUGCUCAACGCUGUAUAUGCCGCCACAAUAGAUGAUUCGCAACGAGUCGCGACAUUGCUACAUCAACUCAGUGAAGGUCUCAAGGAACUUGGGAUACUCCUAGAACGGAUGUAUGAAAAAUGCAGUCCGCCGGUGUUCUUCCAUCAACUACGCCCUUUCCUAGCUGGCAGCAAGAACAUGGCCGCGGCCGGUCUGCCGAAGGGUGUUUUUUAUGACCUAGGAGGUCAUGGGGAGUGGCACCAGUACAGCGGUGGGAGCAAUGCACAGAGCUCGUUGAUCCAGACGUUCGACAUAUUUUUGGGAAUUGAGCAUUCGGCUACAGGGGAGGCCAAGUCAAAAGGCCAGUCCAAGGGUGCAGUUGGCUACAUCCAGGACAUGCGGAAUUACAUGCCGGGCCCUCACCGACGUUUCUUAGAAAUGUUGACCCGGAUUUCCAAUGUGCGUCAGUAUGCAAUGGGUCACAAGCCAAACACGGAGGUGCGCGAUGCAUACAACACAGCUGUAAUGGCUGUGGGUGCAUUCCGGGAUAAGCACAUUCAAAUGGUGUCACGAUACAUCAUUACCGCAGCGAGGACUAAGCCGACUCACAAAUCAUUAGUGGAAGUCAACUUGGCCACUGUCACAGCAGCAUCUCAAGCACAGCGCUCGGAUGAAGCCCCUGCGCCAGGAUAUAGUGGAACUGGUGGAACUGACUUGAUUCCAUUCCUGAAGCAGACCCGAGACACGACAAAAGCUGCAGCGAACUACACAGAUUGA
Messenger RNA from Aspergillus clavatus NRRL 1, 1290 nucleotides. Its product is annotated as indoleamine 2,3-dioxygenase. The coding region runs from base 1 to 1290 and encodes 429 amino acids. Gene Ontology annotation, biological process: 'de novo' NAD+ biosynthetic process from L-tryptophan. The record is from RefSeq and is a predicted model, not a curated record. Gene Ontology annotation, cellular component: cytoplasm. Lineage: Eukaryota; Fungi; Ascomycota; Eurotiomycetes; Eurotiales; Aspergillaceae. The transcript is spliced from 3 exons. Gene Ontology annotation, molecular function: indoleamine 2,3-dioxygenase activity; metal ion binding; heme binding.